Messenger RNA from Nothobranchius furzeri (turquoise killifish), 3771 nucleotides. Its product is annotated as F-box/LRR-repeat protein 3. NCBI's taxonomy places the organism in Eukaryota, Metazoa, Chordata, Actinopteri, Cyprinodontiformes, Nothobranchiidae. The record is from RefSeq and is a predicted model, not a curated record. Gene Ontology annotation, molecular function: protein binding.
AAUGGCAGCCCGCUGAUCCGCACAGCCACACAAACGCCAUCUUUAGCUGAAGUACCACUGAGGCAGAGUUGUGCACUAGAACUAGGUCAGCCGUCUGGGAAACCCAAACACUCGCGGAAAUUUCACUUUGAAAGCUUCCAGCCAGUGAUUGCUAACACCCGGUCCCACCGUGCUGUCGUAUGGUCCAAUGUGCUUGAUCGGUCGGCCAGCUCCAACGCAGUUUUCUUCUUGUGUCGGUCCCGGUUGACGUAGAGCGUUAGCCUCUGGAUAAACAGCCAACAGAGGAGCUGAAAACCAGGAUGAAGCGAGGUUUCCAAGAGAACGAACGGGAGGAUGGAGGAGGCCCCAGCAGUGGGAGUGGGAAGACCCUGAAAUGGUCCCAUAAGCAGAGGAGAGAGAAUGAAGUGGUAGAAGAGGGACCCAGCUGGGAGUGUUUGCCACAGGAGAUCCUAUUUCACAUUUUCCAGUACCUACCUCUGCUGGACAGGGCCUAUGCCUCUCAGGUGUGUCGGGGAUGGAAUCAGGCCUUCCACAUGCCGGAGCUGUGGCGCUGUUUUGAGUUUGAGUUGAACCAACCAGCCAGCUCCUACCUGAAGGCCACACACCCAGACCUCAUCAAACAGAUCAUCAAGAAGCACUCCAACCACCUCCAGUAUGUCAGCUUCAAGGUGGACAGCAGCAGAGAGUCUGCCGAGGCGGCCUGUGACAUCCUCUCUCAGCUCGUGAAUUGUUCUUUGAAAACUCUUGGCCUCAUCUCUACGGCCCGGCCCAGUUUCAUGGAGAUGCCCAAGUCUCACUUCAUCUCUGCGCUGACGGUGGUUUUUGUCAACUCCAAAUCCCUGUCCUCCCUAAAGAUCGAUGACACCCCAGUGGACGACCCCUCCCUUAAAGUCCUGGUGGCCAACAACAGUGACACACUCAAACUGCUGAAGAUGAGCAGCUGUCCUCAUGUCUCACCUGCAGGCAUCAUGUGUGUGGCCGACCAGUGCCACGGCCUCAGAGAGCUGGCUCUCAACUAUCACCUGCUGAGUGAUGAGCUGCUCAUCGCUCUCUCCUCAGAGAAGCACGUUCACCUUGAGCACCUGCGCAUCGACGUGGUCAGCGAAAAUCCUGGCCAGCAGUUCCACACCAUCAAGAAGAGCAGCUGGGACGCCAUGGUACGCCACUCUCCCAAAUUCAGCCUGGUCAUGUACUUCUUCCUGUACGAGGAGGAGUUUGACAUUUUUUUCCGCGACGAAAUCCCCGUUACGCAUCUUUACUUUGGGCGCUCCGUCAGCAAAGACGUGUUGGGCCGCGUGGGGCUCACUUGUCCGCGUCUAGUCGAGCUGGUGGUCUGCGCCAACGGGCUACGGCCGCUGGAUGAAGAGUUGAUCCGCAUCGCCCAGCGCUGCACGCAGCUUUCCGCUAUUGGCCUGGGGGAGUGCGAGGUGUCCUGCAGCGCCUUCGUGGAGUUUGUUAAGAUGUGUGGAGACAGGCUGACGCAGCUGUCCAUCAUGGAGGAGGUGCUGGUUCCAGAUCACCGUUACGAGCUGGAUGAUAUCCACUGGGAGGUGUCAAAGCACCUGGGCCGGGUCUGGUUCCCAGACAUGAUGCCUACAUGGUGAAGCUCUGCUGUAGGUUUGCAGAGGUGUGUGUGUGUGUGAGUGUGUGUAUGACAGAAAUGUCAUCUGUCGUCUAUCUGAUAAAACGUAUUAGCUUAAAAUAAUGUAGCAUUUGUUAUAAAACUGUCUCACUGGUAAAUCAUGUUUGUUUUUUUUUAAACUUCAUCAAAAUCUUUUUAAACACUUAAUUUUCACCUUUUCCUCCCGAGACUGUUAUUUCUGCUGGAAAUUUAGAAGCUCGUCUGGAAAGAAUGGGGAAUAGAUGAUGAACUUUGGGAUUUACUUGACUCACCGAGUUGUACCACGUCUGUAUUUGUGACACUCAGAAAGACGGUGUAAAUGCAUUUUAGCUUUAUCAUGAUUAAAUAUAUUUUAAAGCAAUAAACUUUACAAGAAUCACGUUAAUAUCGCUACUUUUUCUAAAAUAUGAAAUCUUGUUUAAAGUGUCGUCUUAAAUUUAAAUGUUUAAUCCAGAUGUGGUGAUUAGGACGUUUUAGAAUUAUACAUGCAUUUAGUUGGAGUGAUAAGCUAAAUUUAUUCAUUUUUUUAUGGCUCCAUGUGUUGAUUAUAUUCAAACAUUUCGUUGUGUGUGUGUGUGUGUGUGUGUGUGUGUGUUAAGCGUUGUUCUAGACUGGGUGGUGUGUGUGGGACUACAAACGGGUAGAUAAUGGUGGAAUCAGUUUGGUUUCGGUCUCCUUUAUUCCAGCUUGGCACUUUUUCAAGUCUCGUUUAGAAAAGUAAAGCCGUCUCUGUUUGAUGAGUAGACGGCUAGUGCAGCUUUUCUGUCUUCUUAACCCUAAAGUACAUGUAAAUAUCUCUAAGUAAUUAACAUUUUUGUUGAAAUUACAGGCAAUUGAAACAUUGCUUGACCCACCUUUUUGUUUAAAUUGUAAAUAAUAUAUAUUUUAAGAGUUGGGAGCAAAUAUAGUUAUUUGUACAUAAUAGAUUCAUUUUCAAUGCACUUUUCUUCUAAGGAAGGGUCCGACAUUAGCGAGAAGUCGCCACUUUCUUUGGUGUUGAUCGGUUUUCUGAAAUGAUCGCGUCUAACAAAGGCUUUGGAUCAAAAUGUGUAAUUCUUUAAUUAUGUUGUAUGAUGUAAACAUGUAUGAUGUAAACAUCAUCCUGCCAUGGUAAACAUGCUCAUCAAGACAAUCGGUUAACACGAGAGCAUCAUUUACUGCAGACUGAUCUACAGACACAUGAUAGAAUUAGGUAAAAUAAUUGUCGUUUUAUUCAGUUUCCUUCUUUUUAUGCAGUUCUUUAAAAUUAUUAAAUAUAAACAAGGAGAUGUGAGUCUUUAGAUUGUAUUUGAUUCUUGCAUUAAAAACAAAGAGCCACACCACUGAGCUUCUGUUAGUUUUUAACCCUCUGGAGGCAGGUGCUGCAGAUUUGCAACGUUAAAACCUACCUACCUGGUUACUCCACAUACGUGUUUCAUGAGCCUUUUUAACUCAGAAGUAAGUUUCAGUGUAAGGUGUGUGUAUGUCCCCGUGUUGUGGUGGAUGGAAGUUGUGCGGUUCCUGUUUGUGUCGCCGAAUGUUUCCUGAAAUGUUCUGAUGUGUAAUUUGACUUUAAGGAUGUCACAAGGUGGAAUGUACGAGGAUGUUGGGCUUGUGCAAUGGGGCUGUAGUUAAUCAUCAUGAGCAGUUAAGAAUGAAUAACAUGCUCUUUAUCCCUUUUUGUAUAUUCUAAUUAUUUCUAUAUGAAGCUAAUGCAUUGCUUUAAUAUUUGCUCAUACAUAUUCAUUGAAUAUAUAUUAUUAUUAAUGGCAACAGGAUUUCGUUCAUUGCUAACACUCAUCAUUUGUAAAUGCACGCCCCCUGCUGGUUAGUUUGGAGAACUGCAUCUGCACUAAGCGCAUACAUACUGUAAUUAUAUAUUUUUAUUUUAAAAAGCUGCAUAAUGAGAUUUGUUGAGAAGUCACUUGUAUUUUUUCCCCAAAGUAAAUUAAUUUUUUAGUGAAAGCAUAUUUUGUGUGGAUUUAUUUUGGAAUGUUAACAGUUGGUGUUUGUAUUUUCAAUUUGUAAUUAAAAAUGUAAAGCCCGCUUAUUUGUGUAAAAUUACGUUUUUUAGUGGGUACAUGGGUGAUCUUGUGUAUAUAAAUAUGUGUUUAAAGUGGGUGUAGCUUUAUUCGAAUAACGUGCAUUCAAAUAAAGGUUCCUACUAGUUA